Messenger RNA from Emiliania huxleyi CCMP1516, 354 nucleotides. RefSeq lists its product as hypothetical. Lineage: Eukaryota; Haptophyta; Isochrysidales; Noelaerhabdaceae. The record is from RefSeq and is a predicted model, not a curated record. The coding region runs from base 1 to 354 and encodes 117 amino acids. The transcript has 4 exons.
AUGCACCAUGGCUGUCCUCCUCCUUUUGGGUGGCGCUCUCGAUACCGUUGCGUCAACCUCGACGUCGCUGUCGCCCUCCCCGUCCCCGCCGUCGCCCGUGCCUCGCUCGGCGGCCGGAAGGCAGCAUCGCGCGAGACGGAGUACAUCACCCGCGGCUGCGAGCCGGGCAGCAGCAGCAACGUGAAGUCAUUCUCAGAGCCGCAAGCGUGCUCCGACAAGCCCCAGCUGACGGGCGCGUCGGCGAAGCCCCACACGGCCCUCAAAGGAGCGAGCCAGCAGCGUGCCGCCGCUGCCGUCGCCUCCUCCUCCUCCUCCGCAGAAUGGCAGCGCGUCGAGGCCGACCCACUCGCCUAG